AGCAAGAAAAUGGUGAAUCAAGAGAGUUUCAUCAGGCAGAGAAUCACCAAAGCUAGUGAGCAGCUUAAGAAGCAGCAUAAGGAGAAUAGAGAAAAGGAAAUUACUCGGAUUAUGUACCAGUGUUUGAUGGGUGAAGGGCUGCAGAAUUUGAUGAUGCCAGAUUUGAAUGAUCUUGGGUGGUUGCUCAAUCAGAACUUGAAAGAGAUUAACAAGAGAAUUGAUGAGCUCGAAAAAACUACUACUCCACCUCCUCCACAGCAGUUUGCACCGCCGCCACCACACAUACCAACAGGUAAUUUGUAUAUGCUGGAGCAGAAAUCGACGGUGGAUUUAACAAUGGAUGCCAUGGAAAGGCUACAAUGGUUCACAGAUUGGACGAACAAUCCCAGUGAUCAUCAGCAAAUGAAUUCUUUUGGACAUGGAGAUGAAAUGAUGCUGCCAUUUUGUGAGAAUAAUCACAAUACAAUGUGGUCUAAUGCCUUCUUCCUUUGA
Molecule: messenger RNA, 492 nt
Organism: Olea europaea var. sylvestris
Lineage: Eukaryota; Viridiplantae; Streptophyta; Magnoliopsida; Lamiales; Oleaceae
Product: agamous-like MADS-box protein AGL36
Exons: 1
Source: RefSeq, a predicted model, not a curated record